This is a messenger RNA of Suillus subaureus, 633 nucleotides long. RefSeq lists its product as uncharacterized. The record is from RefSeq and is a predicted model, not a curated record. NCBI's taxonomy places the organism in Eukaryota, Fungi, Basidiomycota, Agaricomycetes, Boletales, Suillaceae. The transcript is spliced from 4 exons. The annotation marks the transcript as partial.
UCAUUGUGGGAGCAGAGUAUUGUGUGGGGGCACCAUGAUUCAUUUCGGUUCGGUCGCAUGGUGUGGCUCAUGGCCCUAGGAAAAGUUCUUGGGGGUGAAGAACGCGUCAAGGCAAUGCUCACGGGUCAGGGCGUCUCACUCAUACUCAAAUCAGCAAACAUCAAUUUUAGAAGACCAGUAACGUUUCCUGACACACUUUUGAUUGGUCAAAGACCGAUCACCUCUUCGAGCCGCACGCAGUUCACUCUGAACACUGUGCUUUAUUCGUAUGCACAACAAGCGAUCGUUGCGGACUCGGAUAGCGUGCUUGUUUGGUACGACUACGAUAGCCUGAGGAAAUGCGACCCUGGGAAUGACACAUGGCGCAUUAUGAAGGCUGCCUCGCACGAUGGUCAAGUAGAGGGCUGAUUUCCAUACGCUUCGACUGAGCUCGGACUUGAUAUAUGAAUGGUAGAUUGGUUUACUCUUGAAUAUUCGACGAAGGAGCGGCGGCGACCGGCAAUCAUCAAUGUACAGCGUUAGCAUAAAUGUGCCUGCCUCUGGCAGACUGAACUAGGGUGUGGCCUCGACGAUCCUGCUGACUAAUGGGUUGGGUUGUUUGCCUGGUGCCACUAGUACACCCCUUCGCUGGGU